CCACUGCUAUAAUGUAUGCUAACAUUUCUUUCUUUAAUUUUAGAACAUCCCUUCCAUUACUUAAUUGAGCCGCUAACUACAGAUCGUCCGGACAAGAAAUACUUCAAUGUUCUUAAACUCAAUGAUCCAAGAUAUGUGGGAUUACCUUACUCUAUCCGUGUACUACUCGAGGCUGCUGUUCGAAAUUGUGAUGGGCUCCAUAUAAAAAAAGAAGAUGCUCUGACUAUUCUUGACUGGAAAAAACAGCAAAACCAAGCUGAUAUUCCUUUCUGGCCAGCCCGGGUCCUCCUCCAAGAUUUCACUGGGAUUCCUGCAGUGGUGGACUUUGCAGCCAUGAGGGAAGCAGUGAAGAAACAUGGAGGAGACCCUAGCAAAGUCAAUCCAGUCUGUCCCACAGAUCUGAUUGUUGACCAUUCAAUACAGAUUGAUUUUAGUAAAAGUGCCAUUCAGAAUGCUCCAAAUCCUGGAGGAGGUGAUGCCGCACCUCGAGCUUCCAGCAGCAAGCUGCCAUCAAAAAUCUCGCCUUGCCAACGUUCCAGUAGCUGUUUGAGUUCGUGCCACAGUGAAGUGAGCUCCCCUUCAUCAAAACAACGCACCACAGAGAUAGAGAACACACCUCUGCUUUGUCCUUUUCACCUGCAACCUGUAGCUGGACCAGAAACUUUAUUAAGGAAUCAAGAAAUUGAAUUCAGCAGAAAUAAAGAACGGCUGCAAUUUUUUAAGUGGGCUUCCAAAGUAUUUCAGAACGUGACUGUGGUGCCACCGGGAAGUGGAAUGGUGCAUCAAGUAAACUUGGAAUACCUGUCUCGCGUAGUGUUUGACCUAAGAGACGUUUUCUUCCCUGAUAGCGUGGUAGGCACCGAUUCUCAUACGACUAUGGUGAAUGGUCUUGGAAUUCUAGGAUGGGGGGUUGGUGGGAUAGAGAGUGAGGCAGUCAUGCUGGGCCAACCAGUCACGCUGACUUUACCUGAGGUAGUCGGAUGUAAACUGGUGGGGACCACAGACCCUUUGGCUACUUCAAUCGAUGUUGUUUUAAGUGUAACAAAGCAUCUCCGGCAAGCUGGAGUUUCAGGAAAGUUUGUCGAGUUCUUUGGCCCAGGGGUGUCUCAACUAUCUGUAGCAGACAGAACAACAAUAGCAAAUAUGUGUCCUGAAUAUGGUGCAACUGUGAGCUUUUUCCCAGUUGACGAGGUUACGUUAAGGCACUUAAAACAGACAGGUUGUAGUGAAACAAAGCUUGACGCUGUGAAAACUUACUUAAAAGCUGUGAAGCUGUUCAGAAACUAUCAGAAUCCCUCAGAAGACCCGGAAUAUUCACAGGUUAUUGAAUUGAAUCUGUCAGGUAUUGUUCCAUAUGUGAGCGGUCCAAAACGGCCACAGGACAGAGUUAUGGUAAAUGAAAUGAAGAAAGAUUUUCAGAACAGCCUGAAUGAAAAGGUUGGCUUUAAAGGGUUUCAGAUACCUCCAGAAAAACAGAAGGAGGUGGUUGCAAUUGAAUUUGAAGGGAAGGAUUAUAAACUGGCCCAUGGUUCUGUUGUCAUUGCAGCUGUAAUAAGCUGUACGAACAAUUGUAAUCCAUCUGUCAUGCUGGGAGCAGGUUUACUAGCUAAAAAGGCCAUUGAGGCAGGCCUGUCUGUUAAACCUUACAUCAAGACCAGCCUGUCUCCUGGAAGUGGGAUGGUGACAUAUUACUUGAAUGCCAGUGGUGUACUGCCUUACCUGCACAGUCUUGGGUUUGAAGUUAUCGGCUACGGCUGUGCUACCUGCGUUGGGAAUACUGCUCCCUUGCCAGAGUCAGUUGUUGCUGGUAUCCAAAAGGGUGACCUUGUGGCAUGUGGAGUUAUUUCUGGAAAUAAGAAUUUUGAGGGCCGUCUCUGUGACUGUGUUCGAGCCAACUACCUCGCCUGUCCUCCAUUAGUUGUAGCAUAUGCCAUUGCUGGCACAGUUAACAUUGACUUUGAAAAGGAACCUUUAGGUGUAAACUUUGAAGGGAAGGCAAUCUACCUGCGUGAUAUUUGGCCCAGCAGGGAAGAGAUCCAUCAGGUCGAGGAACAAGAAGUGAUCCCAUCCAUGUUUCGAGAACUGAGAGUAAAAGUAGAGAAAGGAAAUAAUCGCUGGAAUACCUUGGAAGCUCCAGAGUCCCUUCUGUAUCCCUGGGAUUCAAAAUCCACCUAUAUCAGAUGCCCUUCAUUUUUUGAUAAGUUUACCAAAGAGCCCAAUUGUCCUCAGUCCAUUGAAAAUGCCCACGUCUUGCUCCACCUGGGAGAUUCUGUUACCACUGACCACAUCUCGCCUGCAGGUAGUAUAGCUCGUAACAGUGCUGCUGCCAGAUACCUGACCCGCAAUGGCCUCACACCCCGUGAGUUUAAUUCAUAUGGAGCGCGAAGGGGGAAUGAUGCUGUGAUGACCCGAGGGACAUUUGCCAACAUCAGACUCCUAAAUAAAUUUAUUGGCAAAACUGCGCCUAAAACAAUACACAUCCCAUCUGGGCAAACACUCGAUGUUUUUGAUGCAGCUGAACGCUACCAGAGGGAAGGCUGUCCACUGAUUAUUUUAGCUGGGAAAAGAUAUGGCUUAGGUAGUUCGAGGGACUGGGCCGCCAAAGGACCUUAUUUACUGGGUGUGAAAGCCAUUCUAGCGGAGAGUUACGAGAAGAUGUAUAAGAACCACUUGAUCGGUAUGGGUAUCAUUCCUCUCCAAUUCCUUCCUGAGGAAACCGUCGACAGAUUAGGACUGACUGGAAAAGAGCAGUACACAAUAAUAAUUCCUAAAGAACUGUGCCCUGGAACGACAGUCAGUAUAACAACAAACACAGGAAAGGCAUUCAAAGCCGUAGUUAAGUUUGACAAUGAAAUGGAGAUCACCUUUUACAAGCAAGGAGGCAUUUUGAACUAUGUUGCUCGAAAGAUGUUAUAAUAGUUUCUGCAUCUUUUGACGUCAUCUGCAAUUGCAACAGUGAUGGAAACAUGGAUGAGGUUCCAGUCCACAGGUGAUAGCAUUUUUGUUCAGUGCUAUUGGAGUGGAGGAUAUAACUGUUGGAAGUCUUUCACGCUAGAAUUACUACAUGCUUCCGAACUGUCUGUUUAACCUCAAGACUGGAUACGAAUGGGGUCCUUGCCUUGCGCGUACACCUGUUUUCUGCCUUUUGAUCCUAUAAUCACUGUAUUCAUUUUUCAUUCUUUUUGGUAACUUAAAUGUGUGUGUCGCAACACGGACUCAUUCAGACUUGGAGAUAUCAGUGUGCCACUGCCUCUCUCCAGACAAGAUUUUGUUGGUGGGAUUUUUUUUUAAACUUUCCAUCUUUUUCAAAUCCCGCUUUUAUCAUGUUUUAGCCUCACUGCCUUCAGUUUUCUGAACUUUAAAACAAAGGGUGACAAUAAGCAUUCAAAUACUGUGAAGCAAAGCUAUCUGCGUGGGAGGUGGAGGGGAUGACUGAUAAACAGUGAAAGCCUUGGGAUAGAAGCACUGUGGAAAAAAUGCUUUGAGAUUUUAUUUGCUGUCUGUGUAAGCAGCAAGAAACCAUCAGACUAUUUGGUAUUGUAUGAUAGGUGUCCAAGCAAAUGUAUUUCAGUAGUAAUUCUACUGUACAAAUGCUACUGAUGAACUGUACAUUUUUAAUAGGUUGUAAGAAUAAACAAGUAAAUGAUAAA
Messenger RNA from Chiloscyllium plagiosum (whitespotted bambooshark), 3650 nucleotides. It is a transcript of the gene ireb2, whose product is annotated as iron-responsive element binding protein 2. The record is from RefSeq and is a predicted model, not a curated record. NCBI's taxonomy places the organism in Eukaryota, Metazoa, Chordata, Chondrichthyes, Orectolobiformes, Hemiscylliidae.